AUGCAACACACCACAGGGCACAUUUUGCCAGCACCAACUUUCAACAAAAUACCUCGCUUCGAGCAUCAAGUGCACGUAAUCGCUCCAGCAGCCCUACACGCUAUCGGAGAGCUUUUCAUAGAGCAUGACGUUCAACAGCACUAUGGCGUUGGACUUCUCCAUCGACAUUUCGAUCUACAAGACAACCAAAUCAUGUUACAUCGUCUUAACGCAGGAGACAUUGAUGUCUGCUCUGUUUGCGAUGUACACUCUGUGGACGCAACUUUGCUGGUUCCGCACUCGCUGUAUUUGAAUAGCAUGCUCACUUUUGAGCCGUUCGAAUACAGCUUAGGUGACACACGUGUACCCCACUUCGACACGAGCUUCCUUGAUGCGCUUCGCGAUCUACUUAUCUCGUUGGCUUUGAGGGAGACUAUCAGUCUGGUUCCUAAUCCUAGCGAUGGGAUGCCAAAUGGGAUCAUUGUUGAAAACACGUUGGCUGGAAUUGAAGCAACACAGUCGACUGUACAACCUCGAGAAUGGACUCCACAUAAAGGUGACACCGCGGUCAUAACUGGAUGGCGUUUUCAUCAAGACCAACUUGGACGUUUGCAGAUUGUCGAGGUAAAGGAAUGUGUUAAGAACGGAGCAGGAGUACAUAACGUCACAUAG
Molecule: messenger RNA, 651 nt
Organism: Pseudovirgaria hyperparasitica
Lineage: Eukaryota; Fungi; Ascomycota; Dothideomycetes; Acrospermales; Acrospermaceae
Exons: 1
Coding region: 1-651 (216 amino acids)
Source: RefSeq, a predicted model, not a curated record